UAUCGAUUGAUGAUAAAUCAAUCAACGGAUCGAACAGCCAGCACCGUAGUCAACCUACACAGCUGAUCGACGGAGCACCUCGUCCUUGGUGCUGGAUUGGUUUUGAAAAUUUACACAACUUCGCGACUAAAGAAGAUUAUUGGGCGAGCUGUCUUUGUCGUGUACUGGCAGAGGAAUUGGCGCAGGGCUCUAGCUACGUAGUCCGCUAAGUAAUAAGUAGAAUGGCAACACCAGAAAUGGCAGAGGCUGCCAGUAAGGUAGUGUCGGAGCCAAUGUUUGGGAUGCUCGACAUCCUUCUGAUGACAGUCAGUCUAGGAAUAGGAGUCUACUGGUUCUUCUUCAGGGGAAAGAAGCCAGCCGAUCAACAGUUCACCGCCAUCAAGAAACUUACAGUAGCUCCAACAUUAACAAGGGGAAGUAAUAUGGGAUUCAUUGAUAAAUUGAAGUCAUCGGGGAAAAAUGUAGUAGUGUUUUACGGUUCGCAGACGGGCACCGCAGAAGAAUUUGCAACGCGGUUAUCAAAAGAUUCCCAGCGUUACGGCAUGAAGGGGAUGAUUGCCGAUCCAGAGGAAUGUGAAAUGGAGGACCUGCCGAGGUUAAGUGAAAUUGAAAACUCCAUGGCUAUUUUCUGUUUAGCCACGUACGGGGAAGGUGACCCCACCGACAACGCUCAAGAAUUCUUUGACUGGCUACAUGAGGGCUCGGUUGACAUGAGUGGCCUCCGAUACGCAGUAUUUGGUUUGGGUAACAAGACCUAUGAGCACUACAAUGCCAUGGGUACAUACGUGGACACUCGACUAGAGGAGUUAGGGGGAGAGAGAAUCUAUGAGUGCGGACUCGGCGAUGAUGAUGGAAAUAUGGAAGAGGACUUUGUCACAUGGAGAGAGCAGUUCUGGCCGGCAGUCUGCCAAAGAUUUGGCGUUCAAGCCACCGGUGACGAAUCAAGUAUCCGUCAGUACAGCCUCCAGUUACACGAUGAGCUGCCUUCUGAGAAGGUGUUCUCCGGGGAAGUGGCUAGGCUAGGAUCGUUCAGGACACAGAAACGUCCGUUCGAUGCCAAGAAUCCAUACUUGUCGCCCGUCAUCGUCAACAGGGAACUACACAAGGGAGGUGAAAGGUCAUGCAUGCACAUCGAGUUUGACAUCAGCGACUCCAAAAUCAGAUAUGAGGCUGGCGACCACGUUGCUGUAUUCCCAACUAACGAUCCUGUCUUAGUGGACAGAAUAGCAGAGCUGCUUGGUGGAAAAGAUAUGGAUACAGUCAUGAGUCUAAACAAUGUAGAUGAGGAUGCCAGCAAGAAGCACCCGUUCCCCUGCCCCUGCACCUACCGCACUGCCCUCUCUCACUACCUAGACAUCACUUCAAUACCUCGUACCAACGUCAUCAAAGACAUCGCUGAGUACGCUACCGACCAGAAGGAUAAGGACUUCCUCCUAUUGUUGUCAUCAUCGACACCCGAAGGAAAGAAAGAGUACAGCGAGUGGGUGAUCCAAGAUCACCGUAGCAUCGUAGCUAUCCUAGAGGAUCUUCCAUCACUCAAACCUCCUCUAGAUCAUCUCUGUGAGCUCUUACCACGCCUGCAUGCACGCUACUACUCCAUCUCCUCAUCACCCAAGGAAUACCCAACGAGUAUCCAUAUCACAGCAGUUCUCACCAAGUACUCAACGCGCAUCGGUCGCCAGGUCAACGGCGUGGCCACCUCCUGGCUCAAGCUGAAGGUACCCAACGGCCCUCAGAGCACGCCGACCGUGCCCAUCUACGUCAGAAAGUCACAGUUCCGUCUGCCGUUCAAGCUGGCUACCCCAGUGAUCAUGGUGGGGCCCGGGACCGGAUUCGCCCCAUUCCGUGGGUUUAUCCAAGAGAGACAUUUUGCCAAGAGUGAAGGAAAAGUUCUGGGGGAAACCAUUUUGUUCUUCGGCUGUCGCAAUCGCAACCACGACUACAUCUACGAGAAUGAGAUCAACGGCUAUCUGGAGGACAAGACGUUGGCAGCGGUCUUCACGGCCUUUUCCAGAGAGACCGGGGCUAAGGAGUACGUACAACAUAUCAUGUCCAGGGAGAAGGAGAGAAUAUGGAAGCUGCUGGAAGAGGGCGGACAUAUAUACGUGUGUGGAGACGCUCGCUACAUGGCACCCGACGUUCAGAAGGUCAUCCGAACGAUAAUCAGCGAGCAGGGUGGCAAGACCCAGCAAGAGGCUGACGACUACAUCAAGAAGUUACAGUCCAAAGGACGGUACGCUUGUGACGUCUGGAGUUAAAAGAAUAGACUCCUUUUUAGACCUUGAGAGUAGCUUGUUGUAAUCGGUGCCGGCUCAUACUUCCCACUAAAAACAUGUUUCUUUUCUAGGGGGGUUGAAAAGUGGUAAUGUUUUGACGCCAUGUGUUGCCAUUUCAUUAUGUGUUGACGUGGGCCUAGUGUUGAUUUACUGGGAAGUGAGAGCCAAUGUUUACCCCAUUGUGGCGUGUCAUGGCUGAGCAGGCUAGGUCACCGAACCCAAGCUCCAUUCUUGUCAGUAGCAGAGUGUGGGCCCGAUCCUCGGUCAUGACACUUGUGCCCUUGAGCAAGGCACUUGACCAUGAUUGCUUCGUAACAAGUUGGGAAGGUACUGCAUUCUGCUUAAUCAGCCAGGCUUCUAGUGGAUACAUCUUUUCCGGACUGUGUGAAGGGGGUAACCCUGAUUCAGCCUGCCAAGGUGUAGUCAGCAACGUGCCCCUGGUGACAGUUGAUUGCGAUUGAUAGGGUUGAUAGCACAUAUCAAUUUAUUCUAGUUCUCAGUUUGAAGUGGCCUCCCAGCCUUGUGAUGUUAGGCGAUCUCUCAUGAAAAAAUAACGCCGCGUUGGUAAGAAUGGAAGAGUUGCUCGAGUUGUUUUAGGGGGAGAGAUUGAGUACUGAACUAAAGUUUGGACAGCAAUGUCGGUAAAUCGAAGGGCUUGGUCGUGGAAUGAACCAGUGAUCCUGCAGCCGAUUUCACGAAACGCUAUGGAUUAAUCCUAACUCGAGUAAGAACGAGUAACCCGUCCUAA
Messenger RNA from Asterias rubens (European starfish), 3024 nucleotides. Its product is annotated as NADPH--cytochrome P450 reductase-like. Gene Ontology annotation, cellular component: cytosol. The record is from RefSeq and is a predicted model, not a curated record. Bases 222 to 2258 code for a protein of 678 amino acids. Lineage: Eukaryota; Metazoa; Echinodermata; Asteroidea; Forcipulatida; Asteriidae. Gene Ontology annotation, biological process: response to hormone. Gene Ontology annotation, molecular function: flavin adenine dinucleotide binding; NADPH-hemoprotein reductase activity; FMN binding. The transcript is spliced from 15 exons.